Gavialis gangeticus (Gharial) is the source of this 1286-nucleotide messenger RNA. RefSeq names its product phospholipase A2 group IB (gene PLA2G1B). The transcript is spliced from 3 exons. The record is from RefSeq and is a predicted model, not a curated record. The coding region runs from base 834 to 1283 and encodes 149 amino acids. Gene Ontology annotation, biological process: phospholipid metabolic process; lipid catabolic process; arachidonate secretion. Gene Ontology annotation, molecular function: phospholipid binding; calcium ion binding. Lineage: Eukaryota; Metazoa; Chordata; Crocodylia; Gavialidae.
CGUGCCUAUCCUUCGCCUCUCUUUUGUUUGCAUCUUUCUACCAAUAUUUCCUGUGGCUGUUCCAUGAAAUACAGAAAUCACGGUUCACUGCUGCCCUGAUUACCAGUUUCAGCAAGAAUGCCCUGGCUUGUCUAGGCCUAGCAUCAGUCCUAGAGUUUCAUGUUGGGGAGCUUGCCCUGCUGCUGCCCGUGCUGUGGUGUACCUGUUUUGUGGAUAUAACUCAUUGCUGGGACUCUUGAUUUAGCAUCUCACAUCAGCACUAUAAUGAGAAAGAAAAGAAAAACCCUCAUAGCACACAGGUGACUCUGGGAAAGUUAACUGCUGGCCUUCAGCUGCCACGACAUAAUCUGGGAUUCCCACAGCCUCUGAGAAAAGCCUGCAUUUAGCAGUGCAAACACUGCUGCAUUAUCACACCUCUGUGUCAAGGUGAGACUGCCAUAUAAAGAGAGGGAUGCAGAUACCCCAGAGUCCUUUUUGCGCACCCCUGCCGAAGGAAUGAAAUUAAUCUUGUUCAUUCUUCUGUCAUCAGGUAUGUUUCCAUCGUUUGUUUAUUCUUGCUCCAAGUCUGUCUUGUAGGUGCCUUCCAUAUCUGCUGCACUGAUAGGCGCAGAAACAGGUAAUUCAUGAAAAGUAAAAGCUGAGUAAAAGAAUUACUUUUUUAAAGAAACUGCCUGUGCAGGUCCCCAUGUCUGGAGGGCAAAAACUCAAAAUGCCUUAACUUUACCACCCACGUAGAAGCAGAAUUUACUCCCUGUCCCAUACCUAGAUCACACUGCUCUUGAGAUUUGUGACUGACAGCUAGUUGGAGCCAGAUGUGUAUCAUACAUUAGCAAAUGCUUUGCAACUCUAACCUUCCUGGUUUUUUCUUCUUAGUGGGCGUGGCUUCUGCCGCUGCCUUCCCCCGGGCAGUGUGGCAGCUGCGUAACAUGAUCAAAUGCACUAUGCCAGACAGUGACCCACUGAAGGAUUAUGCUGACUAUGGUUGCUACUGUGGCCUGGGGGGCAGUGGAACACCAGUGGAUCAACUUGACAGGUGUUGUCAGGUGCAUGACAGCUGCUAUGCUGAGGCCAAGAGAUACUCAAAAUGUAAAGGAAUUAUGGACAAUCCUUACACAGAGAUAUACCACUACAGCUGCCAUGAUCAAGACAUUACCUGUAGCGCCAGGAACGACCCGUGCGAGGCCUUCAUCUGCGAGUGCGACCGGCUGGCGGCCGAGUGCUUCGCAAAGGCACCCUACAACGAACACCACAGGGCGCUGGACGCGACGACCUACUGCCACUGAGCG